UAGGUCUAAAAAGUGACUUUAAGAUUAUGCAAUGUAAGCAAAAUUCAUAAAAACAAUAUGAGAUACCCUGAAUAAAAUUGCCCAGGAUGAAGAUUUCUUAUAUUUUUGUGUGCAAACAUAUGCAAAUGAGGUCAAUCAACUGAAUGAUUGCAUUACUAACAAUAAGUGUCUCAUAUUACACAGCUCCAAGUCUUUGCGCAGUGGAGCAAUUUUUCACCCAGCGCUGUGCGAAUUCUAGCACUGUGCGAGGAUUUUGAUGACACAAGUAGGAUUGCAACGAGUUGACUGCAAUUUUUCCUGAUGCGGAACGGAACAUCUGCUGCACGGUGAGCUGUCGAAAUGCAUUACUAAUCCACGAGAACAGAUGCAAGAUGAUAUCCCAUAAGAGUAUCCUCUUUGAAAAAUAUGCGUGUCACUGUAGUUGUAGCUUACUUUACCUACAUCUUCAUCCUACCUUUCCAGCUCCGAGCCAUAUAGUAAAUGUAUCAUAGCUCUAGAUCAAAGUCAGGGUGGGUAACCCUUUGUAAUACUGAUGCCUGGGGGGUGAAAUGAAUUUGUGAUAUGGUAAAUAUUAGUCCGAAGAAUCUUUAUUGCUUGAAUACUUCCUUGAGUCCGAGGCCUUUAUUUGUUAUUUGAAAUGAAAGCCGCUAUGAACAAAGAGACACAACGAUUUGUUUGUUACAUGUAAUAACGAUCGUUAUAUUGGCGGGGUGUUGUGAGUUAAAAGCGAGAUGGCGUGAAUGUCAACAUGUGAGCAGUCGACUCAUACAUAUAACACUACAAUACGGAAUUUUGAAACAGUUUAUUUAACAGCAAAUGUGUGUAUUCUAACGAUCUAUUAAAGUCUUCAUGCCUGAGCUACCUGUGAAAUAAAGCCACAGAGAUAUGGAGACUUGGAGAUACACGGAAGGGGCAAAAUAUGGCAUUGCGAUCUAUAACUUUGAUGGCAAUGUUACCCAUGGGCUACAACUUGAUGUAGGAGAUGCAGUUCAGAUAUUUGAAGGGUGUGCAGGGUGGUACAGAGGAUGCUGUCUUAAAAACAAAGCUGUCAAGGGAAUUUUUCCAGCCUCAUUUGUACAGUUAAAGGAAUGCGUCGUAGAGAAUUUGAGUACACCACUUGAGGUAAUCACCCCAAGUGGCGAUCCAAUAAUUAAAGAAGUGACCGCUGUACUACGGGAAUGGUUGGAGCUUUGGAAGAAACUUUUUGAGAGAAAUUGCCGGUCAAAGUUUCUGGAGAUGAAGAAAAUCAUGGAUCAUCUAAUAAAUCUGCGGUUGAAGAUUUUGUCUGGUGUCCUAACUCAGGCGUUGAUUGUUGAGUUAAAAGCAGAGAUGACAUCAAAGAUAGACUUUUGGAACAGUCAAAUGCAAUUGGAUCUUGUACCUCGGAUAAAUGGAGUGGCGGCUGAUGUUGACCAAACAAGUGUUGUUGAAUUGUACAAAAUUCACGUACAAAGUUUAAAGGAAAGUAAAUUGAUUGAAAAGGAGGCAUCCAUGCCCAGAUCAUCACGGUCUAUCGUGAAAGCCCACCGUCAUUUGCUAUUGUCAGUGAAGACAUUUCUUUGUAACACUGAAGAUAAUUUAGAAGUUUAUUUUUCUCUAUAUGAUGGUGAAGGGGAAAAGUUUGUAAGUGAGAGAUUUAUGAUGUACUUGGACAAGGAGGCUCUCCCAGAUGUUGCUGAGACUCUUAGCUCUGAAAAAACAAAAACCCUUUUUACGGAUCUUGGAAGAAAAACAUUUGCGACAGAUUUAUUUAUUGUUUGCCAUGUUAUUAGAACAGGGCAGAUGCAUAGUGAAUCACCUAGGAGAAAAAACUCUCCAAACUGUCGACGACCAUUUGCCUGCGGAGUGUUAAAUGUACAAGAACACAUAGCUCUUGAAGACGACUUUUUUGGAGAAGACAGACCCUUUUUUGUUUCUCUCUUCCCUUGUACCAACGAAGCAAACUUCCAUAAUAUGCACGAAGAAUUAAUUCGUAAAUUUGUCAACAAAAGUUCAACAUCUGCUACUGACGGACUGGGUAUGAGUGUUUCAUUAAAAGUGUUCAAUGGGGAUCGAGAUCGUAUUAUUAGUGCAAAUCCUCUUUGGAUGCCAGCAGACAUUUGUAUUACACGGAAAUUAGGAUUUCCAGAAGUAAUAUUACCAGGUGACAUUAGAAAUGAUGUAUUUAUCACGUUGAACAAAGGAGAGUUUGAAAAAGGAGGAAAGGCGGCCGGCAGAAAUAUAGAAGUAACUGUGUCUGUAUUAUUGACCAAUGGGACGGUUGUUGAGAAUUGUGUGCACGCCGGAUCAGGGUCAAGAGGAUCCAAUGAAUAUAAUUCAUUGAUUCUGUAUCACAGUAAUAAUCCCAAUUGGAACGAGACGUUUAAAUUGAAUAUUCCAAUAGACAAGUUUCAAGAUUCUCACGUGUUGUUUGUACUUAAACAUUGUUCUACAACGUCACAUGGCAAAAAGGUUUUUGGGUUUGCCUUUUUGAGACCUUUGAGAGAUGAUGGCACAACAAUAUUAAAUGGCAUUCAUCAGUUAAUUUUCUAUAAGCCAAGUGCUUUGGAUUCUAAGAACCCUGUGAAGUAUCUGGCAUAUCCUUCAUCCGUUGCUGACCUUUCCUGGGUGAAGAAUCAAGAUAGCUUAAAUCAUUCUGCGAGAAGCACAAAAGAAACAUUUUUUGUGUCCACUUUGACAUGCUCGACAAAAAUCACUCAAAACCUUGACUUGGUGGGCCUGUUGAGAUGGAGACAACACAAGCAUAAAAUCUCUGAAGUUUUAGAUUCCCUUGUCAGAGUUCGUGGUGAUGAAAUAAUGAAAUUUCUUCAAGACAUUCUUGAUGCAUUAUUUGCAAUACUAAACGAAGACAUUGAAAAAUCUGGCUUAUCUGUAUUUAAAAAUUUGAUUUUCAUUAUUAAUUUACUACUGGACAGCAAAUAUCAACAAUUCCAAGCAGUAUUGAAUACGUAUAUCAGCCAGCACUUUAGCGCUGCACUCGCACACAGACAUAUUGUUGUCUUGUUCAAAAAGGUCAUGUCAAAAGAGAAGAGUAAAUAUGAAUCAGACGUCGUCAAGGUUGCCAAGGCCCUACAUUAUAUUAUAAAAUUUGUGAUGCAGUCUUGGGCUCUAAAUAUAAGAACGCAUCCUGAGAAAAGUAACUUCGAGUUCAAGGGAUCAGUGCGUGAGUUUUUUGUGGUGCUCAAUAAAGUGAUGGAGAAAAUUGGAGAUGGUUGGCGUGGUGCACAGAGUGCCAUUCUUCUCAACCUACCGAAAGUUUACCAAGAUCUAUCAACUGUUUUUACAGACGAUGAACUAGCUGAGAUUUUGAAAGAUUUGUUCUGCAGUGCACGGUCUAGCUCGUUAAUCACCGACAAACUGAAUUUCUUGGAUGGAUUGAUUACAACUAGUCCUUUGUUUCAUAACGAAAGCUCGCGUGUAACAUUAAUGCCAUUGGUUUUAAAUUGUCUUCAUCAACAAUUACUUCAAAAGAAUGAAUUGAAAACGUGUGCUGAUAUACUGGGAAAUUUUUUGUCUUGUUUAAGCAAAGUGAAGAAUGGUUCGGUACACAGUGAAAUUGAAGAGAUUUCCGGAUCGUUACUUGAAGUAGUUUUCCAAGCUGUGGUUACUGUCGAUAGAACAAGCCCUCGCGCUGGGAAGUAUGUCGCCAUUCUCUACACCUUAUUGAAGAUGAUGAAUGAAGAUAAUUAUCAAAGUUACAUGAAAUCUUUUGAGAACCAAAAAGAUUUACGGGAUUUUUUGAAUAAAGCUUUUGGUGUCUUCACAAAUCUUUUGCAAAGGAAUAUUUACGCUGAUGAUUGGUUUGUUAUGAAGAUCGAAGGAAAUUAUGUAAUUCUUGGUGCUGUACAGAAUUUUUCUCAAGCUUUAACCGACAACUUCCUUCUAGAGGACGCUUUCGACUAUCAGCUCUGGAGCACGUAUUUCCAUUUGGCCAUAUCGUUUGUUUCUCACGAAAUCUUAGAUGUCCAAAAAUAUUCGGAGGCGAAAAGAACAAAGAUCUUGGAGAAAUAUGGUGAUAUGCGUCAUGUGAUGGGUAACGAGCUUGUCAGAAUGUGGAAUUGUCUGGGUGACUUGCAAAGCCACUUCAUUCCCUCAAUGAUUGCACCAUUUCUAGAAAUGACAUUGGUAUCAGAACCAGUUUUAAGGCAAGAAACCUUACCGCUAUUCUGCGACAUGAUGCACCAAGAAAUGAAAAACUCUGGAAAUAUUACUAAGGUUGAGGAAGAGUUUAUUGACAAACUGGACGUUUUCUUAAGUCGAGAUGGCAAGGGUGACAAAGAAUAUAAGGAACUGUUUGAAAAGAUUCUUACUGAAAAGGUAACGAGAAUCAGGGAAUUAAGAGAGCCGGGCGUUCUGUUUGUGAAUUCUGUCGUACAACUUUUAGAAAGGCUACUAGAUUACAGGAAGGUCGUUUCAUCACGGGAAGAGCAUCGUGAUAUGAAGAUGGGUUGCAUUGUAAAUUUGCUGAACUACUAUGAGGAAAAAGGCAAAGAGGAAAUGUUUCUUAGAUAUGUCAGGAAACUGUACGAACUUCAUCUCUCAGCAGAAAAUUACAUCGAAGCUGGUUUUGCUCUAUAUCUCUAUGCAUCUUGCUUAGAGUUCGAGGAUUACCCGUUGCCUGCAGAAGAUGAUUUCCCGGCUCAAACAGAACGUGCGAGAAAAGAGAUGUUAUGUAAAAAAUCAAUUGAUCUUUUGGAUAGGGGAAAGUUGUGGGAAAGUGCUAUCCGAAUUUGUAAAACUCUUAUUCACGAGUAUGAAAAUGAGACAUUCGACUUCAUAAAGAUCAAGGACAUGUUGCAACGUCAAGCGGAAUUCUAUGAAAACAUUGUAAACACUCAUAGAGUUGAACCUAGUUAUUUUAGAGUUGGGUUCUAUGGAAAAGGUUUUCCUUCAUUUCUUCAAAAUAAGCAGUUUGUAUAUCGAGGGAGACCUGUGGAGAAGAUUGGCGAAUUUUGUUUUCGUAUUCAAAGUGAAUAUCCUGAUGCUGAGGUGUUACGACACAACAAUCCUCUAGAUGAAGAGCUGAUGCUAUCAAACAAGCAGUAUAUUCAAUGCUGCAAAGUUGAACCCAUUUUAAGUGGACAUUCCAUUCAGUCCAUUCCCAAUUAUGUUAACUACAGAAUAAGCAGUUAUUAUGAUGUGAACUGGGUUGAUACGUUUACGCUGGCACGGCCAUUUCACAAAGGCGAACAAAUUGAUAAAUCAAAUGAGUUUGCGACCCUAUGGUGUGAAAUCACGACGUUAACAAUUGAAGCACGUCUCCCUGGCAUACUUCCAUGGUUCCCUGUUAUCUCGUCCAAACGAAGAGAACUUAGUCCAAUAGAGAAUGCAAUAAACACAGUAACGUCGAAAACUCGUGAACUACAACGCAGUGUCGACGAAAUUCAAGAAGACAAAAAGAGUAAUAUUAAUCCAUUAAGUAUGCAACUUAAAGGGGUGAUUGAUGCUGCCGUCAAUGGAGGAGUUUCCAAUUAUCAAAGGGCAUUUUUCACGCCCGACUAUACAAGAACCAAUCCUCAACGUAAAACCGAAGUCGAUCAUUUGGAAAAAGCAUUACUUAAACAAGCUGGUGUGCUGCGACGUGGCAUGAUUUUACAUGAAUCCAGAAUUUCACCGGAUCUAAGGCCACUACACGAAAGUAUGUUACGUCAGUACAACGACAUGCUAAACAAUUUACCUGGAGAUACUCAGCAGUAUGUGUUAAUUCAAAGAAAAUGGAGUCUGCCGCCCAGUGUUUCACCCAGUGAAAGUACAACAUCCUUAGAUAAACGUACAACAACAGAUUCUUCAGACACAGGAACUUUGAGGAAACUUUCGUUGCUGUUUUCAAGUCGGAAGCCAAUACUGUCAGUCUUCAGCUCAGAGACAGAUGGUCCUAGUAGACAAUCAGCGAUAUCUGAGGUGAUGUUGAAACAGAGUUCAAGUCUUUUAUCAAUAUCGGAGAUGCAAGGAGUGAGUCAAUCUGCGUCCGUACCGGAUCUUCGUAGUAUGGAUGAAACCAGGCCUAAACUUCCGCAGAAACUACGAACAGGAAAACAAUGGAACGAAGACAGUGGGUCGCCAGCUAAGAAUCGAGUUUCGGCUAGUUCUUCUCUGAGUGCAACAUCAUUAAAUGAAAUUAAUGAAUUAGAUGAAUCAGAGCUAGCAUUAAACGAUGCUGCAGCGCCAUCAUUGAAGAUUGAUCGUCGUGAACUUUCUCGAACACCCUCACCAGAAAUAAAGAGCAAACCUGUUUCUGUGUCGCCAAGAAUUCCACCAAAGAAGCGAUCUAUCGUUAUUUCGACUGCACAAAGGAAAAGACAAUCAAAUAUAUUUGAAUUAUCUUCGGAGGGAUCAUAUCGCAUAUCAAAAGGUUUUUCAAAACUCCAGUCAAGGUCAAUGGAUGAUCUGGAUAAAAUUGGUGAUUCUCCUUUAGGAGAGAAAGGCGAUGCAUCCCAGGGUACACAUAGUGAGGAAAACCUGUUUUCAGGUAAAUUAAUGGAUGAAAAGCAGAAAAUGAAGAAGGACAGUAAUGAUAAUAUGAACAUUCGUGACGAGGAAACUCCUCCUCCAUUAUUUCCUCGGAAAAAGACGACAAGACUUGAUUCUCGUUCACAGGAUGGUUACGAUUUUUUAGCCAUACCUCCCAAUGUUGCCCUUCGCUCUACUUCACGGGAGAAUACUUAUAACACUGUCAAAUUCACACCAAGGACCUCAUCGAGUCAUGCGCAAAAUGGACAGAAAAUCGAGGGAAAUAAAAAACAUCGGUAUGCUAACUUAGAUGGAGGAAUUACUCUACCACAACAUAAUUCACCUCAUCUCAACACGGACGCUUACGAACCAGAUCCGUAUGACGUCUUAGCCUUACCGAGUCGAACUAACCAUUCUGACAGAAAGGAUGGCGCAAGUGAUGGCAAUGAAUGGAAUUUAGGCUUGGAGUUGAGCCAUCCAGACGCGGUUACUGCAUACGAUAAUGUCGUUUUACGCAAAACGCCCGAUGUUAAUUACGACAAACCACACCUUAGAGAUUUUCCAGGUCAAACAGAUCAGGCGAACGGUACAUCAAAUGUGUAUAAACACCACGUACCUAGGCGUCUAUCGGGUGGGCAUACUUUAAAUACAACUUAUGACAAUAUAGCAAAUGCCGUUCCAAACACUGUAGUAUCCCAAAAUGCUUCGCAAAAAGAUCCUCCGAUGCUACCUCCAAAGGCACACCACAGGGAUAGUACAGUCCCAUCAAAACAACAAGAAACAUUUCCUUCACUGCGGUCUUCGUCACCAGGUCUUACUCAACAGGGGCGGAAAUACAGUCCGCCUGUAGCACCACGUGUCAAGAAACCUCCCAGGACUUUAUCUAAGCCAAAUAAUGUAGAGACUGAGUAACUCUUAAACAACUCGUAGAUUGUAUAGCAUUGUAAUUAUUGAGUACGUAGGUGAAGUCACACGAUCACGCAAGUUUUAUACAUUUUGUUACAAUAUUUAUUAUUAUUAUAAAAUUUAUAAUCAUGCUAUGAAAUUCUCCUAACCCUACUAUGUUAUAACAAUGGAAAUCAGCAAUUUUAAAAUGUACAAUAUAAAACAAUGACUUGCACAAUUAACUAUAGCUUUUUACCAAACUAAUACUAGGAAUCGAAAACGAUGCACGAGAUAAAUAUUGAUUUAUACUUCAUAAUUUGCACUCCAGAGUGAAUAUUGAGCAAUUCAAUUGUUUUAAUUCGUUUAGAUCAAACUGUCUCUUGUGUAAAAGUAUAGCUGUGGGAAAUGAUAUCACGUAAGGAUGAAUGUAGUAGAUGGAAAGGUCUCAGAGAGUUUCAGAUUCAAAGUUCAUUUACAUUCAAAGUUCUUUGUGUGUUUCUAUUGCCAAACUUAUCCUUCAAUGAGAACACAUGCAGUUACAUGCAAGUAACUUGUGGGGCAAGUAACGUAGGUCUGUGUUCAGGUUAGCCAUUGUUACGAGCGCUGCUAAUGCGCAGACACUGUACUAUGUUGAUCCCCCUAAAGUGAGUGGAUAGGAAAACA
Dendronephthya gigantea is the source of this 7998-nucleotide messenger RNA. Its product is annotated as dedicator of cytokinesis protein 4-like. The coding region runs from base 886 to 7362 and encodes 2158 amino acids. Lineage: Eukaryota; Metazoa; Cnidaria; Anthozoa; Malacalcyonacea; Nephtheidae. Gene Ontology annotation, molecular function: small GTPase binding; guanyl-nucleotide exchange factor activity. Gene Ontology annotation, cellular component: plasma membrane; cytoplasm. The record is from RefSeq and is a predicted model, not a curated record. Gene Ontology annotation, biological process: small GTPase-mediated signal transduction. The transcript is spliced from 61 exons.